UUUGGGAUAUGAUGCAUUUACUUCUCAUCAACAAAAAAUAAUUUAUAUGUGUUUUAAAUUUAUUAUUGUUUAUUGUUUAGCUGCUGAUGAACCUGUAGAUGUUUAAUUGAAAUGUGAUGUUAUAACAAUAACAAAAGUAACAAUAACAAUUGAUGGUAUAUGAAGAUAGAUAUCAAAUAUAAAUUGUGUAAGUAUUGUUGGUAUUAUUCAAGUAUUAUUUGAUGGACAGUGUGUUGGUUUUGGUUUGUUUUUUUUUUUUAAUUAAUAAUGUACGAGCUAUGAACACAACAUUGUGUAUAAUUAUAAAUACAAGCUCAUGUUGGUGUUUCGAAUCAUGCUAUCUCGUCGAUGUAUGCAACAAAUCUGAUAGUUUAUAAACAACGUGUUACAUUUACCGAUUAUUUAUUGAGUUUAGAUCUAUCAACACUAAAAAUAAUAACAAUAUGAGUCUUUCUAUUUUGUUAAUUUUAACACUGUAGCUUUCAACUAGAAUUAAUUUGUGGAAAUUUUAUGUUAAUUAGAUUGUUUUUUUUUUUCUGUGCAGGUUGUGUGGUGAUUGGUGUUAAAAGUGUUUUUUAAAAUUUAUCUCGAGUGCUCAAGUUGAACUGAUAGUGAAGCUGACUCAGUAAAAUUUUUAAACACUUUAAAAGUGAUGACAAUGUAGUGAUAGUGUUAGUGGUUCCUGUUGACCUGCUGGACAUGAAAUAAAUCAACUCCUUAGGACCACCUGAAAACAUCUGGACUUCUUGAAUCCUGAGGCUCCAAAAGAUUGUGAGAAUUUCAAUGGAACAAGCUGAUAAUAUUCAUCUAGAAUUUUCAUCAUCGCUAACUGCAAUAAUGAUAAUUGACGAAUUUCAAGAGGACAAGCUGAGACAACAUAAAUCUAAUAUUUCCAUCAUCAACUGCAACAAUGCUUAGAAAAUGACCAGAAUUAAGUGAGGAGUGACGAAACGAGAUCACAUGCCAGUCGUUGAAUCCAACUGGACGUAAUAUGAAAAAUAAAAUAAAAUAAAAUAAAGUGUGGGAAUUUAUCAACAAAGAUAAUGAUACACAUCUAACAACAUCGGAAGCUGUAUUUCAUAUAUAUAUCCAGAUGGUAUGGGCAAUGUUGAACAGCUUCUUGGUUAAAUCAAGUAAAUCCGGUCGUACAGACAAUUUCCUGGUGGAGAUAACACGAGAAGAUAACAUGAAGAGUGCGCAGAAAGGAUCAUUUGAUUUGUGUUUUUCGUAUUCAAACAUGAGAGCCAAAAGUUCGCGCGCUAAAGCCUAAAGCUAUGUUUACAAUUUUAUCUCAGCGACAACAACAACAACGAGAACGACAAGAAUUACUACUAUGAAAAUAGCCUUGCAAAUCAGCUGCUUUUAAUUCUAAAAUAUUUAACAAUCAAUCAAAGGUCAUACAACAACAGUAAUAAUACUAAUCGUAUUAUUAAUUGUCUAAAGAAACAAUUAAGUUAUUCAAAACCAAACUAAUAAUGGAGAAAAAUUCAGAUGUUUGUGAAAAAUCAGUUGUCUUAGAUGAUGACAAAAGUGAAGGAUCUGUCGAUGUUGAGUCUGAGAGUAAACAGGAUGAUAUUCAAGAAGCUGAAAAAAUAUGUAUUAUUGAUCCUGAUACUGAAGAACUUGACAUGAAUCAUUCAAAACUAUCAAAAUUGGAAAAUCUUGAGCCAUUGACAAAAAUUAAAAAAUUAUGUUUUACCUGGAAUUUAAUUAAAAAACUUGAAAAUCUUGAAACAUUAACAACACUGGUUGAACUUGAAAUACGUGAUAAUCAAAUUACUGUUAUUGAAAAUUUGGAUACUCUUGUUAAUCUCAAGGUACUUGAUAUCUCAUUCAAUCGUAUAAAAGCUAUUGAAAAUUUAGAUAAACUAAUAAAUUUGGAAAAAUUAUUUCUUUCAUCAAAUAAAAUAACUAAAAUUCAAAAUAUAUCACAUUUAACAAAAUUAAUGUUCUUAGAACUUGGUGAUAAUAAAAUACGAAAAAUUGAAAAUUUGGAAAAUUUAAUAAAUUUAAAAGAACUUUUUUUGGCUAAAAAUAAGAUAACUAAAAUUGAAAAUAUAAAUAAUCUUGUUAAUUUGGAUGUACUGAGUCUUCAAAGUAACAGAAUUCAAAAAAUUGAAAAUUUGGAUAAUUUGAUUAAUUUGGGACAAUUGUAUUUAUCUGAAAAUGGAAUAACAACAAUUGAGGGAUUGGAUAAUCUUAAAAAUUUAAAUACCUUAGAUUUAGCUGAAAAUCAGAUAUCUGUUAUUCAAGGAAUAAGUCAUAUGGAAUUGUUGGAAGAACUUUGGAUGAAUAACAAUAAAAUUGAAGAUUGGAGUGCAAUUGGAAAUUUGGAACACAAUAAAAAACUUCAAACAGUUUAUUUGGAGCACAAUCGAAUUACAGAUGAAUCAAAUUAUCGUAGAAAAAUGAAACUUUUAGUUCCAUGGUUGGUUCAGCUUGAUGCAACACUUUGCAGAUAAAUUUUCUUUUUUUUCUUUUACAUUUUAUUUGUUUAAAAGAUAAAGAAACAAAUAUUCCAAUAAUUAUUUUCGAUUACUUUAUUAUUAACAAUAUUGUUCAUAAGAUAAACAAGAUAAUUAUUUAAAAAAAAAAAAAACAAGAAUAACAAUACACAAGACAGCAUUGUUAUCAAUGGUUUUUAAAAUCCAUUUUAUACUCAUUUAUAAUUAGAGAAGACAAUGCUGUCUUGUAUAUAUUGAAGAUGUCCUUAAAUAUGUGGAACCAAUUAUUUUUAAAAAGCCUUCAGCCCGUUAAAUCAACGUUUAAUAAUGUUCACUGAUUAAAUAAUAUAAGAAACUAACAAUUGUUUUAAUGAGGGCUCCAAUAUACUUGAUAAUUGUAAACUUAGUUUUUAUAAAUGUUUGUUGAACGAUAUUUUACUUGAUAUAUAUAGUUAAUAGUUAUAAAAACACACCGAAAGUAUAUCAACAUAGUUUUUUUUUACUAAGCAUAUGCAAAAGAAUAACAAAUGCAUAAGUAAUUACGAUAUUUCGAUGGUAAUUAUUUAUCAAUUUAGUUGUUAUAUAUGUCUUUCAUCAAGUUUCCAAGAAAAUCUACAUUUUUUUAAUGAAAGAAAUACGACAUUGUAACAUUGUAAUCAGUUUAUUCUAUCAAAAAAGUCAAUACAUUGUUUUAAUUGAUAUUAACAGAUGAAUAAAUUGUACACUUCAAUAAUUUAUAUGUUACAGUAGAUAAACAAUGUAAAAUUAAAGAGACAGCACUACGUGUAAACAAUUCAAAUAUUUAUUUGUUCAUUAAACUUAUGUUGGUGAUUGAAGAUAAAUCUUUCUAAAAAACUCUUGUAUAUUUCGAUGUAAUUAAUCUUCUGUAACUUAAUAUUUUAUGUACAAUAAUUAAUGAAAGAUUUUGAAAAAGAUAUAAAAGAUGCUAAAUUGUAACAAAGUUAAUAACGAUUGUACUCUUUAAAAAAACAUAAUUAUCAAAAAAAAAAAAAAGAAAUUGAAGUUGUUUAUAUAAGAUAAUAAAAAAAAAUAUAUUCAACUGCUACAUACUAUUUUAAUAAAUAUUGAAUAAAUGUUUUCUAUAUAAAAAAUA
This is a messenger RNA of Aphidius gifuensis, 3558 nucleotides long. Its product is annotated as protein phosphatase 1 regulatory subunit 7-like. Lineage: Eukaryota; Metazoa; Arthropoda; Insecta; Hymenoptera; Braconidae. Bases 1476 to 2462 code for a protein of 328 amino acids. The transcript is spliced from 10 exons. The record is from RefSeq and is a predicted model, not a curated record. Gene Ontology annotation, molecular function: protein binding.